AUGUGGUCCACUGAGAGCAUGGAGCCGGAGAAAGCACACACCCAGAGCAGCUUCUUCAACAAGGUGGAGGUGCCUGACCAUGCUCACUACAUCGUCGCUUUGUUCGUCUUUGUCAUCGGGACCCUGGGCAUCACUGGGAACGCCCUGGUCAUGUUUGCCAUCUACAGCAACAAGAAACUCCGUAACCUGCCGAACUACUUCAUCAUGAACUUGGCGGCCAGUGACUUCCUCAUGGCCUUCACACAGUCCCCCAUCUUCUUCAUCAACUGCCUCUACAAGGAAUGGGUGUUUGGAGAGAUGGGGUGUAAGAUGUACGCAUUCUGCGGCGCCCUGUUCGGCAUUGCCUCCAUGAUAAACCUGCUGGCCAUCUCCAUCGACCGUUAUCUGGUCAUCACCAAGCCCCUGCAGACCAUCCACUGGAGCUCCAAACGCAGAACUACUCUUGCCAUCCUCAUGGUUUGGCUCUACUCUCUGGCUUGGAGUCUGGCUCCUCUAAUUGGCUGGAGCUCCUACAUCCCCGAGGGCCUGAUGACAUCUUGCACAUGGGAUUAUGUUACGUACACAACAGCCAACAGGAGCUACACGAUGAUGCUGUGCUGUUUCGUCUUCUUCAUUCCACUGGGAAUCAUCUUUUACUGCUAUCUUCUAAUGUUUCUGUCCAUAAGGAAGACGAGCAGGGAGGUGGAACGUCUGGGGACUCAGGUGAGGAAAUCCACUCUCAUUCAGCAGAAGUCCAUCAGGAGUGAAUGGAAACUGGCAAAGAUCGCCUUUGUUGUCAUUGUGGUCUACGUCCUCUCCUGGUCACCGUAUGCCUGUGUCACACUGAUUUCCUGGGCCGGCCACUCCAACAUCUUGUCGCCGUACUCCAAAGCUGUUCCUGCAAUCAUCGCAAAAGCCUCCGCCAUCUACAAUCCCAUCAUCUACGCCAUCAUACACAACAAGUACAGAAUGACUCUGGCAGAGAAAUUUCCCUGCCUGUGGUUUCUUUCUCCCACUCCUCGCAAGGAGUGCAUCUCCUACUCCAUCAGCGAGUCCUCCUUCAGAGACUCCAUCAUUAGUCGACAAUCCACAGCAUCAAGGACUCACAUUAUUACCGCCUCCUCCAGCCCUUCUGAUACGGUUUUGAGGGAUGUGGAGAUGGAGCCCCUGGGCAAGAAGUCGGGGGAUUCUUUCAGAAGUGUUUCAUCAUACAGACAGUCUUGCAGAAGCAGGUCCUAUAAGAAACAGUUAGAGCGGAAGACAAGCAAAACCCAUAGAGGAGAGAAGCGUCCACCCACCAUGACUGAACCAUUGAGCACCUGUGACCCUGAACUGGUUUCAGGCUCUCUGACCAUCGCCACUCUCCCUCUACUAGUUCUUACCAGGCGGCGCAGCCAGAGUCUGACCAAUGAGAUAUCCGACGCAAGCAGCAAGAAAGGCGACGUCUGCAACAAGCUGAACAGCCACAAGAGCGACUCUUUUGACUGCUUGAAUUUUGGAAAGCUCUCGUCCUCUGAUCCCAGGCCGCCUCAGGACGUUCCACGUAUAAUCGUCAUCAGUCCCACCACCGAGAGCAGCCUCAUCAAACAGGACAGCAUGUGCUUAGAGGAGAGCAUCGAGGCGAUGGAGAACAACUUUGUCAGCCUGAACUUCUCAUCAGAAGUCUUUGAGGCAGUGGAGCUACUCUCUUGA
This is a messenger RNA of Stegastes partitus (bicolor damselfish), 1671 nucleotides long. Its product is annotated as melanopsin-A-like. Gene Ontology annotation, biological process: G protein-coupled receptor signaling pathway. The coding region runs from base 1 to 1671 and encodes 556 amino acids. Gene Ontology annotation, molecular function: G protein-coupled receptor activity. Lineage: Eukaryota; Metazoa; Chordata; Actinopteri; Pomacentridae. The transcript has 9 exons. The record is from RefSeq and is a predicted model, not a curated record. Gene Ontology annotation, cellular component: membrane.